AUUUCUUUGUGAGCGAUAUAUCACGAAACUUCUCCUAUAUGCCGAUUAAGAAAAUAUAGCAUCGAAUUGUAGUUUCUAUAAUAAAGAGCCAAAUCAUCACAGCCGAAGAAUAAAAUAUUACAUCAAAUUUAUUACAAAUAAAAAACAUUAUUUAUUUUUCUAAAGAACAAAUUUCAUUUUUUUUCUCUUUAUUCGGUUAAUAAGAAGUUAUGAUUGUUGUUAUUCAGCCAGGUUCUACCUAUUUGCGGAUAGGAAGAUCAUCAGAUCAUUCUCCCUUAAUGAUACACCAUUGCAUUGCUCGAAGACAUAAGAAAGUUUCUCAAAAAAAGGAAUAUUUCAACUAUUAUAGGGAAUCAGUGACGGAUAAAGAAAAUACCCUACAAGAUAAGGAAAGAGGAAUAGCAUAUGCUGAAAGUUUACUGGCCUCCAAAUACAUGAGUAAUAAUUCGUAUCGACAACCAACGUCAAUAAAAAAACAUACCAGUGCCAAUCAAAAUGAAGAAGUUUGUGAGAUAUCUUCUCAGAAAUCCUCUUUAACUGAUUCAUGUUUUGAUAAGGAGCCUGAAUAUAUUGUUGGUUCUGAGGCUUUACUGUUAUCUCCGGAUGCUCCAUAUAACAUACAUUGGCCGGUCAAAUGUGGACGAUUAAAUCUUCAUAGCAAAGUAAAUGGGGGUAUUACGGGCGUACAAUCUGAUUUGACAGAUAUUUGGAAAUGGGUCCUGGAAAAUCCGAUGAAACUAACGCCUGAAGAAAGACGAAAGAGUCGGGUUGUUGUUGUUGUACCUGACAUAUUUGAAAGAAUUUACAUAUCAACUAUAGUGGGUAUUUUGUUGGAUCAGCUGGAGUUCACUGAAGUAUUUCUGCACCAGGAAGCAGUUUGCUCAGCUCUGGGUGUGGGAGUUAUAUCGGCAUGCGUCAUUGAUAUGGGUGAUCAGAAAACAAGCAUCACUUGUGUUGAUGAUGGUAUAGCCUUAAGAAAUUCGAGGCUAACUUUAGAAGUUGGAGGAUCAGAUAUUUCUUUAAUUUGGCAUUGGCUCUUAAGAAAGUUAGGUCUGCCUUGGGAUCAGUUUGAUUGGAGACGCUACGAUCAUUUUUUACAAUUGCAAUCAUGGAAAGAGCAGUUUUGCACUCUUGAUCUGGAUGAUCAUGGAUCACAUCUUCAGCAUUUACACCUUAAUCUACCUAAUACACGCCUGAAGAAGUUUCAUUUGUUGAUGGGAGACGAACGCCUAUUGGCACCAAUGGCAGUCUUUUCCCCGAGUCUGUUUUCUAAAUCAAGUCACAAUAUAAGAAUUCCUUCUAAAUUACCAUCGAAUUGUUCUGAUGAUCCAUUCGACGAUGUUUUCGUCCAGCAAUCUCAAAUCAGGGGUCCUGGAGCUGGAUCAGAAAAUACUAAGAAAGCAAAAAAGAAAAUGAAUACUGAGGAAGAUUUAGUCGAAACUCACCAUGCCGACGAUGAAGAUUCUUGUGACGUUGUUGACACUCAAUCUGUGCACUCUUUUGAAGUGGGAAAUUCCAAUUUGGCAGCAGUUUCCAUGCCUGUUGCAAUGAGUGGUCAAAGUGGUCCUGGACGACCGCCUAAACCAAAAAUCACAGAUGACUAUGAUCCAAUCACCCUGACGGAUUUUCCUUCUUUACCCCAAGCUAUUGCUCUUUGUAUAGGCAAAUGUGAAACUGAAGAGCUACGGCGUAAAAUGUGGUCAAAUAUUGUUUUAGUUGGAGGAGGUCUACUUUUUCCAGGUGCUUCCAAUUUCUUACAGCAGUCAUUAUGGCCCUUACUGCCAGCUCAUCUACAGCUUCAACCCGAUUCUCUUGAAGUUCUCUCUCACCCAAAGGAUGUUGAUGCUAGACUUGUUGCAUGGAAGGCUGCAACAGUUUUGUGCUGUUUAGACUCUGCUCAGGAGUUAUGGAUCUCAAGGACGGAGUGGCAGGACUUCGGUACCCGAAUUAUCAGAGAAAGAGUACCAUUUGUUUGGUCUUUAAAGAAAAAUCCUGGGACUAAAUUUGUUAAAUUCGAAACAGAGAAGCAUAUAAAGCAUGGAAAAUUGUUCACGGUCAAUUAUGAUAAUAUUUUAAAAUCUUGCAAUGCGGCUGAGCAAUUUGAAACAUAUGACCCAAUUAUGAUGGAAGGUUUGGAUAAAUGCCUUCCUGCUUUAGCUGAUAACAACGAUCUAAGACCAAUGGGACGUAUUUUACACUGCUAUAGAAUACAAGCUGCCCUAAAAUCAAGAGCCUCGAUUAGAAAAUAUCUAUCGCUUAAUCCUGAAAUAAACUCUGAACCAGUUAAUCGACCUGUUUUCAUUAUUGGUUUACCCAGGACUGGAACUACUCAUUUGUUUAACUUAUUAUCACAAGAUAGAAGGUUUAAAGCACCCCUAACAUGGGAAAUGAAUUUCCCAGUCCCGCCGCCUUUAGGUAACGAAAGUUCACAAGACUCUCGAGUUAAAGCUACUAAGAGUAUGUUUGAGACUCUGGUAAAAAUUUAUCCCUCAAUCAAAUAUACUCAUGAUUUGCAAGCAUUAUCACCAGAGGAAGAUGUUUGGAUAUUAGAGCGCUGCGGAAUUUUCUCAGAAUUUGAGUAUUAUUUUAAUAAUACCGAAGAAUAUUCGAAUUGGUACAAGUAUAUGGAUGAAGCUAAAAUGAUCGCAAGGUAUCACUACUACAAACAAGAGUUACAAUGCAUCGGAAAAAAUUAUGAUAUGAAACAAAGACAUUGGUUGAUUAAAUGCAGAUUGCAUCUCUUUUGGCUUAGAUCACUGCUGAAAGUGUUUCCAGAUGCUGUUCUAGUUUGGACUCAUAGGCCUUUACAAAAAUGUGUCCCAUCUUAUUGUUCUUUAGAGUAUAUUUUUUCUGAAGUUCAACAGAUAGACCUACCAAAUAUGGAAGCAUAUAGAAAAAGAGUGUGCAAGCAUUUAUCGGAUCUUGCGAAUGAAGGCAAAAACAAACUCGAAAAAGAGCUAGGAAAGAAAGCUUCUCCAUUUUACGACAUUCAAUUCAAUGAUUUGUGCAGAAACCCCCAGAGAGUUUUAGAAGAUUUUUACAACUAUCUAGGUUGGGAUAUCAGCAAAGAACUUCAAAAAAAGUUUGAUAGCUAUUUACAAAACAACCCAAAGGAUAAGCAUGGAGUUCAUAAUUACUCUAUGCAGGAGUUUGGCAUAGAUGAAAAGAUGUUGACAGAGGAAUUUAGUAACUACAUGGAUUACCAUAAAAAACUUUUCUAA
Molecule: messenger RNA, 3221 nt
Organism: Dimorphilus gyrociliatus
Lineage: Eukaryota; Metazoa; Annelida; Polychaeta; Dinophilidae
Source: the annotation of a GenBank genome assembly